AUGUCCGCGCCGCUCCUCGCGGAGGUCGCGCCCAUCGAUCCCCCCGCGCCCGUCAAGCCGCCGCCGCCUCCCAAGAAGCCCCCCGUCGCGACGCCCCCACCGGGAGGACCCACGGUCAAGGCGAAGACCCUCACGGAGCAAUUCAAGGAGGCUCUGGAGGGAACCGACGGCCUCACCCCGUCGAAGACUGUCGAACUCCUCGACCGAUUCAUCGUCGGGCAGGCUGACGCCAAGCGCGCGUGCGCGGUGGCGCUGCGCAACCGCUGGCGCAGGCACCGCGUCGACCCGUCCCUUCGAGACGAGAUCGUGCCCAAGAACAUCCUCAUGAUCGGGCCCACCGGCUGCGGCAAGACGGAGAUCGCGAGGCGACUCGCCAAGAUCACCGACUCGCCCUUCGUCAAGGUCGAGGCGACCAAGUUCACCGAGGUGGGCUUCCACGGCCGCGACGUCGACCAGAUCAUCAAGGAUCUGGUCGACAACGCGAUGCACAUCACGAAGACCAAGCUGCGACAGCGAUUCGAGAAGGAGGUUAACGAGGUUGUGGAGAACAAGAUCGUGGACUUCAUGUGCGGCGAGACGAGCGGGGACGUGACGCGCGACGCUUUUCUGCAGAUGUACCGCGACGGCGCCCUGGACCACCGCGUGAUCGAGCUCGAGCUCCCCGAGGGCGGCGGCGAGGGUAAGGGGAUGGAGCUCGGCGGUUCCAAUCAGAUGACGCCGGAGCGUAAGCUCAUACCGGGCGGGCGUCUCGGCGGCCGGGGCGCGAGGAUGACCAAGAAGCGCAUGACGGUUCGCGAGUGCCGCCCUCUGAUCGAGGAGAUGGAGUACGAGCGUCUCAUCAACUCCGACGUCGUGGUCAAGGAGGCGCUCAAAGCGGUUGAGAACGACGGCAUCGUGUUCCUCGACGAAAUUGACAAGAUCGUCUCGUCCUCGGACCACAGGCACGGCGCGGACGCGUCGUCGGAGGGGGUCCAGCGCGACCUGCUGCCCAUCAUCGAGGGCAGCGUCGUCGCCACGAAGCACGGCAACGUCAACACCGACCAGAUUCUCUUCAUAGCGUCGGGCGCGUUUCACCAGUGCAAGCCCAGCGACAUGCUCGCCGAGCUCCAGGGCCGCCUGCCCAUCAAGGUUGAGCUCAAGGGCCUGACCGCGGACGACUUGCUCCGCAUAUUGACGGAACCCGAGGCGAACGUCCUGAAGCAGCAGAGGGCGCUGCUCGAGACGGAAGGGGUCGAGCUGAGCUUCACCGACGAGGCGGUUCGACACAUCGCGAACCUCUCCGCCGAGGUGAACCGCACCGUCGACAACAUCGGCGCCAGGCGGCUGCACACGGUGCUCGAGAAGAUCGUGGAGGAGGUGUCGUUCCACGCGCCGGAAAAGGUGGCGACGUACAGGGAGACGGGAGGGAUCGGGCCGUUGAAGAUCGUCAUCGACGUGCCGGAGGUUGACGGCGCCAUCGGCGAGCUCAUGCAGAAGACGGAUCUGAGCAGGUUUGUGCUGUGA
Molecule: messenger RNA, 1503 nt
Organism: Micromonas commoda
Lineage: Eukaryota; Viridiplantae; Chlorophyta; Mamiellophyceae; Mamiellales; Mamiellaceae
Exons: 2
Coding region: 1-1503 (500 amino acids)
Cellular component (GO): HslUV protease complex
Molecular function (GO): peptidase activity; ATP binding; ATP hydrolysis activity
Source: RefSeq, a predicted model, not a curated record